Molecule: messenger RNA, 2061 nt
Organism: Culex pipiens pallens (northern house mosquito)
Lineage: Eukaryota; Metazoa; Arthropoda; Insecta; Diptera; Culicidae
Exons: 4
Coding region: 483-1982 (499 amino acids)
Molecular function (GO): zinc ion binding
Source: RefSeq, a predicted model, not a curated record
CCAGCCACAGUCCAUCUGGAACCAUUCACGAGAACGCAACUGCAGUUUGCAGUUGUCCGCAGUUAGUUUGGAAUUGGUAAGUUUGUUUAUUUGUGAAUUUACUUCCGGGCCUUCUCGGUGCAGUGUACAGGAUUGCGGUUUGAAAUAAGUGCAUGGUUAAUAGUUUUGCACAGAUCAAAAUAUAACGAAUAUCCAAGCCACGAGCAGUUUUGAGUUGGUCUUCGAGAAAAUCUUUGCUGUCGCAGCAGUUUUCUGUAACCCAAACAAAGCUGUUCCUUCUUUUGAUUGGCUAUUGCUGAUAAAGUCGUAAACGCUCUUUUGCAAAAUAUGGUCAGUUCAGCUGGAGCGUUUAGUUGAGACGUGAUAUUGUCGCCGGAUGCAUAUAGGGAGUGACUAAUUGUUUGAAGAAUCAGCAAAAGUGAAAGAGACCGCAAAAAAACGAUAACAAACUAAAGAAUCCCGGGUUUGUUCUAGAUAGUGAAAUGGCAAAACGAAAAAGUAACAUGUCGGCGUUGUACUUUCCGGUGGAACUAUCCCUGGCGGACACGGAUUGUGUCGUUUGCCAGGAUGACGCCAAAAAUCCGGUUUUUUGUACGACCUGCAAGAAAAUGCUAUGCUUUGCGUGCAUCAUGCGCUGUGAAAGUUCGGCAGGAUGUCCCACGUGUCGCGGUCAGAUUCAGCGGAACGUGCUUAGGGACCAGUGCAAGUUGUAUUCCUGUGAGGACCAUGAUCAACUACUGACCAUGCUGUGUACGGACUGUGAGGUUUGCGUGUGCAAGCAGUGCCUGGCGAAAGAUGCUGACCACGCGAAGCAUUCCUUCGUCAGCAUUGAUAGUAUUCGAGCAGAUUUGGCACAGGCGAUGGACAAACUGUACGAGUACAUGGACUUGGUCGACGGAUUCAACGGGCUUGGAACCGUGAAGAACAUCAGCGGAGAGCUGGCGGAGAAAUAUUUUACCUUCAGUAAUGUCCUGCAAGCCAACAUCGAUAAGAUCAAAUCAACUGUAGCGGAGAUUGAGGGUCAUAAUUUGAAAAAUCUGAUCAAAAAUCGAAAGGAUAUCAAAGCCUUGCUUCAAGCAACCGUCGACGAGUUGGACCAGAUGAAUGAACCUGAACCGCGCGAAAUUUAUGAACUGGAAGUCUUUCCAAUGGAGGUGAAUCCUAAACCUUCUGGAAACUUCCGUUAUGUCUACACAAACAAGAUUUUCGACAACUUUGGUAAUCGGUGGAAGAUCAACUUCUUCCCAAAAUAUCACAAGUUUCGUGGAGCCAGUAAUCCUAACUUUUGUGCAUUCAGUCUAUCUCUGAAAUCGGGAAUCCCUGGAAGAUACGAGGUGAAAAUUGACGCUGAAAAACCACACAUCAAAUUUCGAAAAGUCUUGGAAAUUUUCAGCGUAGCUUCGACUUCUGCAACGCACAUGCUAACGCUACAUUCAGAAGUGGAUCCGUUUCAAGCUCUGACUGUGAGCAUCAGACCAACCAACUUCAAAUAUCACCUGCAGUGUUCAAAGUUGUAUCAGGAGCUGAUCAGCAAACCAUCCGACAACACAUUCGACGCGGUCUUUUUCCAAAUCGAGCGUUUUUCCGAAGCCACGGAAGAAUUCCCAAAGCAAAAUGCUCCAACAAACCAAGUGGAGAAAUUCUUCAAAGAUAAAACCGGAACGCAGUGGCGCAUCGGAAUCGAACUCAAACGGCCCAACUCGAUCCAGCUUCGCUUGGAGCACUUUGACGGUGCUGCCGGCAGAUUCGAAUUCUUCGCCGAGCUGAUCAACCCCAACGACGAAUCGCUGAACGUUAAAUACACCGCGUGUCACCAGUUUGCCUUCGGGGCAACGUAUUGCAUUAGGAAGCUUAGCGCUCCCUUUUCCGGCGCUGUCCAGAGUAUAAAAGUGGGAAUAAGACCGGCGCCACAGCUUACCGGAACUAAGAGGAUUCGAGCGGAGGUGCAAAGGAUGCUGCGCAAGCUGGCUGGCAAUGGAUAACAAUCAAAAUCUUUAUUAAAUACAUUUCUCAAAGAAAUAAAUGUUAUAUUAACCAUUUUUAUCCCGAAUAAUUUAGUUU